CAUAUGUGGGUCACAGCCAGGAGGACGGAGGUGAUGUAGAGACAAGUUAGAGGACUCUCUUACUUUUGUUAACAAUAAAUUAACAUUUAACUCAUUUGUAUUACUGCGGAGUCACAUUCAGCUGUAGGCGGAACUAGACUCUUUGCAUUUAGUGUCUCAUGGUUGUUUUGGAAAUGACCUGAUUAUUGAGUUUGGUGUCAGAGAGUGUGCACCAGACUGACAGGAGCAGCUGUGUGUGUGUGUGUGUGUGUGUGUGUGUGUGUGUGUGUGUGUGUGCAUUCUUCCUUAAAUAGACUUCCUUCCUUUUCUCAAGCUUGAUGUCCGUCUCUCUGUCAGUGCCAGAUAAACAGCCGCUUGUUUAUGCCAUGAAUUUGCCAAUAGGCUGAUCGGUCAUUGAUCCUUCUGCUUUGCGUUGCUGUAACAUGUCCAGAUGUUUAAUGAGGAGGUGAGCUUAAAUGCAACUGACUCCUUGUCCCAGAGACGAGAGAGGAGAUUUGAGGAACUUCUGGACAGCAGAAAAACGUCUGGACACUAAACAUCCAGACAGACACUGGAAAAACAGCUGUCUUCAACCUUGAUCACAUCUGUUGAUCUGAGGCCUGUUAGGAAAAUAAGACACCUGAACAUCACAACAUCUGUAUUGUAGAAAUUCAUUUGAAAAUUAGAACAACACCUAGACAAGAGGUUCUGGCCUCUGAACACAAUCACAUGUAACAUCUGUCCCACAGCAGAGAAACAUGUGGUUUCAUCACCACACAGCUGGUUGAGUUUUUGAAAACUAAUCAGCUGUGUUCUCUGAACUCUGUGAACAAGGAAUGUGGGGAGGGGAGAUGGGAGGAAUGGUGUGUACAGAAGAGAUGAAGGAGGAGAAGAGGAGGAGCGAAGGGAGGGAGGACAGUCUGACAUCAGCAGACAGAAUACGAAGAUUCACCAUCAAACAGUUUGGAUACAAUGUUCUGAGCCUGGCUUGCCGAGGUCUGAAGGAGAUUCCAGAUGAACUGUGGGAGUUGUUGGAGUUGGACAAGCUGAAUUUGUCUCUCAACAGCCUGACUGUUCUUCCUUCUCAGCUGGCUCUGCUGUCUAACCUGGUGGUCCUCAAUCUGUGGGGUAACCAGCUGAGCAGUUUGCCACCAGAGAUCGGUCAGCUGAGGAAACUCCGAGUUUUAUUUGCCUACAGAAACAGACUUAAAGAGGUUCCUGAAGAGCUGGGCGCCUGUACACAGCUGGAGGUCCUGAGUUUAGCCAACAACCAGCUGUCAUCGCUGCCGGCUUCUCUCUCUAAUCUGACCCAACUGAGGAAGCUCAACCUCAGUCACAACCUCAUCGCUCACAUCCCGGGCUGUGUCUACAACAUGAAGGCUCUGGUGUUCCUUCACUUGGCCUGUAACCGUCUAGAGAACCUGGCAGAGAACAUUCAGGCUCUCGUGGAGCUCAGAAUUCUCAUUGUGGAGGGAAACAGCAUCCACUCAUUGCCCAAGGCCCUCUGCUGCCUCACCAGGUUGGAGUUACUGAAUCUCAACUUUAACGACAUCAAGGAUGUUCCACAGGAAAUGCACCAGCUGUCCCGGCUGGAGAAGCUUGCUUGCCAUCCUCUGGAUAAAGGACUUCACAUUGUCCACAACCCGCUGCUAAAACCGGUGAAGGAAGUGCUGGAGGGCGGGCUCGGUGCACUUUUUAACUACCUGAGAUCUGGGUAGCUUGUAACAACCUAAGAAAUGGAUUUAGAACUUUUUCAAUACAUUUUUAACUAUUUAAAGUGUUGAAUAGGAAGCAGGAGUUUUUAAACUACCUUAGAGCUGCAGAUGGGACUUAUAACCACCCUACUGAUUUGUGCAUGGCGGGGCUUUUUUUGUUCUUAAACAACCUGUGGGCUUGGAACAGGGGCAGGUUUAGAUGACUGAGCAGACACCUAUCAUGUGUCCAAAUGGAUGUAUGUAGACUAGUAAAAUUCUUCUUAAGGAGAAGUAACUUUGAAUUCCUGAAGAGGUUCACACAUGACUGCCAGCACUGAUAAGUGGACUGGACAGUAAGGUCGAGCACCGAUUAACCCUCAGACCAGUUUCCCCAAGCUUCACCAUGUGAUCAUGUUCUUCUGGUUGACAUCAGCAAACUUGAGCCAUACCUUAGCAUGUGGUAGUUUUACCUGCAGAGUAAACGAUGCUCAGGAAACAGGCUCAGCUCAGUUAGUCCUCAUGUUCUGAUCUUACAUCAUCAAACAAGAUCCAGAUGAAUACGGUCAGCUAGUGGUUCUUAUCUCUGUUCUUAGGACUCAUUUACUGACACUUCCUGUCAUAUUUCAGCUCAUCUGAAUUCAUUGAACUGGAAAUUUUUUUUUAACUGUAUUGAUUAUGCAGAAGUUGGCACUGCAUUUCCCCCCCUGUAUAGCUCUUCCAAAGACCUUUAGAACCUGAGCAGAGGGUUUACAUAUGAUGUCAGUUUUAUCUAACUAAUCUUCUUACUCAGUGAGGUAGAGUUCAGCUGUUACAGAUCAUCAAUAUAUGCACUGGUUAUAUUUAAAUAUAUUUAAAUAAAUCUGUACCUGUAUAACCACAUAACCACAUAUGCAUGUGACAUUUCUACAAGUUCAGAAAAACAAACUAGAAGAUUGUUUUAGUUUCUUGUUAUCUCACAUUUCUACAACCUUAACAAAAUGAUUCAAUAACUUAAGGGGAGAUCAUUAGAAAGAAUGAACAUGAUUUCUUGAUGAACAGAAUUUAGAUAGAGGUGUGUGGCGGUUAGACUGGUGAAGGUGAUUGGACUACACCAGUGAUGACACAAACAGCUUGAUGGCGUGGGAAAGUGGGAAUGGACAGAUGUGAGAACACAGAUCUUCAUUUUUAAACUAACGCAUAAGUCUCAUUGACACUAUUUGUCAGGCUUCUCUUUUGGUACAGUUUACGGUGUCUGACUGCAGUUUUGAAAUAACAGAGCUGAAAUGUGCAGCUCUGUCAGGAAUAAUGCAUUACUUUUAGUCGUGAUACGUCAUGUGGCUUUGACAGUGCUGCGUUCAUUGUACAAAACUUCAUUUAAAUGUGUUCCAAAUCUUCAGACUUUAUCACUAAACUUGUGUUUUGAUGGAUAUCUUCUCUAUUUGUUUUUUUCCCAUAGAUGCAUUUUUACCUUCAACUCCUCGGUCAGUCUUAUCUUAAGCUUAGGCUUCAAUCUAAAAAAACCUAUUUGAAUUAUUUGCCUCUGUAUGCACAAUUCAUACAUCAAAGUGUGGACAUGUUUGUCCUCUGUCACCUGAUGCUAACAUUGUUAUGAAAGGAUGUAAAGUUUUGGCACAAGUCCAGCCUGAGUGUACGGUGCACUUACCUUCACCUAAUGAAACCGCUUCCAAUAUUCAGCUAGCAAUCAAAGUGAGGUGUGUGUCGUGUAACCAUUUCCAUGUAACUAAUCUUGGAGAGUUGAUAACUGAAUAUUUGGUCCAGUGAAAGUUCCUGUUUUUUUUUUUCUCAUUUACACAUGUUUAGCAUUGAGAGAUUGAAGUACUUCUGUUGUUCUUUUCUGCCUGUCGGUUUAACCAAGUCACCAACUCCAAGUUGUUGGUUUUAACUUCUGAUGGCUUUUGACGUGUCGUUUUAUCUCUUAUUGACUGCUGCCAUUUUGAAGGGCAGCAGGUGCACUGUCAAACUUUGAAAGUCCUGAAAUGUUUAAAUGUAUUUAUUUUUUGUCUGCUGUCACGUCAGGAGUACAGAAUGCACCAAUAAUUAAGCUUACGUUUUAGCGUCUUGUGUUUUCUUAAAUGCUAAUUUACUUCUAAGUGAACUUCACUUUGGAUGACUUAAUAUUUUGUGAAGCAUUCUGUUACACUUCUAUCUGCAGGUAAAGGAGUGUAAUAUAAAUCUUUAUAGGGAGUCUCUAUCCUUGUUCAAAAGGUACAGUUUUGAACUGAAAACCAACCAACCUACAACAACAAUCCAUUCUACACUCCUUAAACUACACAAAAGAGGUAUUUCAUGGCUUAUGUUAAUGAGAG
Molecule: messenger RNA, 3979 nt
Organism: Oreochromis aureus
Lineage: Eukaryota; Metazoa; Chordata; Actinopteri; Cichliformes; Cichlidae
Product: leucine-rich repeat-containing protein 30-like
Exons: 8
Coding region: 816-1697 (293 amino acids)
Molecular function (GO): protein binding
Source: RefSeq, a predicted model, not a curated record